Coccidioides immitis RS is the source of this 1337-nucleotide messenger RNA. Its product is annotated as MFS transporter. The record is from RefSeq and is a predicted model, not a curated record. The coding region runs from base 1 to 1218 and encodes 405 amino acids. Lineage: Eukaryota; Fungi; Ascomycota; Eurotiomycetes; Onygenales; Onygenaceae. The transcript has 6 exons.
AUGACCAACAUUCCACAAAUGACUGACGAAGCCCAUCACCCCCAAACCACCGACGAGGGCGGUGGAGUGAGCGGUGAAGUUACCUCUCCUGCCUCAUGGUACAUGAUCACCUACAGCAAUGCCUGGUUCCAGGUUGUCUUGAUCAGCUUUAUUUGCUUCUGCUGCCCUGGACAAUUGCGAGCUUACUCCUCCGAGAUGUAUAAUGCGCUCACUGGACUGGGUGGCUCGGGACAAGUGGACGAAACCGUUGUAGCAAACGCGAACUUGGUCCCCAUUUUCUCCAUCAUCGGCCCGCGUGCGUGCUGGUUCUUGGGUGGAUGGACAUAUGGCCUCUACAGUGCAAGUUUGCUGAACUUUAACAUUCGAAAUAAUGGCGGCUUCGUCAUCGCUGCUGGUGCGAUUCUCGGCGUCGGUGCCUCGUUCCUCUGGGUCGCGCAGGGAGCGAUCAUGACUUCCUACGUCUCCGAAUCUCAAAAGGGGCGAGCUAUCGCGGUCUUCUGGAUUAUCUUCAACCUUGGCGGUAUGAUCGGCUCGCUGCCCUUUUUCGACAAAAUUCGAACCAUCGCCAAAACACUCUUCACCUUCAAAAUCGUCUGCAUCCUCCCGCUCUUCUUCUGCGCCAACGUCUUCUACUCCUACCAACAAAACAACGUCAACGGCACUACCUUCAACAUCCGUACCCGCUCCCUCAACUCUGCCCUUUACUGGUUGGCUCAGAUGUUCGGAGGCCUCUUCAUGGGCGAGGCGCUCGACGUGCGCUUCCUUAACCGCCGCCAACGCGCCUGGGGGUUCCAGAAAUGGGAAGACAAGCGCCUGGCUCAGGGACUCAAGCAAGACAUCGACUACGCCAUGGACGCAGAUAUCGCCGUCGGCCCGAUAUUCCUGUACUUUUUCUACGGCGCGUACGACGCCUUGUGGCAGUCGUUCUGCUACUGGUUGAUCGGGACAAUGUCGAAUUCUGCCGCCAUCACGGCGGUGUUGGUCGGCGCGUACAAGACUUUUCAGGCUGCUGGCGGUGCGAUGGCAUGGAGGAUCAAUGCGCUGCAUAAGCCGCCGAUGACGCAGCUUGCUAUGGACUGGGGGUUGUGUAUUGGCGCCCUCGUGUUGGCGAUCCCGACGGUGUGGUCUGUUACCUUGACAAGUGUGGGCCAUGAAGCUGGCGGUGAGACAGACAUGAAAAAGGAAGUAGAGGGAACGGGGAAUAUCGCUGGUAAAUGAUAUCGGUACCAUAACCAAGAUAUUUGACGUGUGUGUCAAAGCAAACGACACUAAUGUUCCACCAUCGCGUGGAUAAUGUAUUCAGAAAACAAUUCCAACCAUCUACUCAUUUGUUCAGA